AUGGGCAUUUCCGCCACUAUCGGUCUUGUUGUACAUGCUGCAGCUGAUGGUAUAGCACUUGGCAGUGCGUCAACAAUAAACAAGUCUGAUGUCCAGUUGAUUGUUUUUAUUGCUAUCAUGUUGCACAAGGCUCCGGCGGCGUUUGGUUUGGUCUCCUUUUUAUUAAUGGAAGGUAUAGAUUCAAGAAAUGUUCGAAAGCAUUUGCUGGUGUUCUCAUGUGCUGCUCCGUUUGCUGCUAUUGGGACAUUCCUCAUUGUUGGAAGU
Messenger RNA from Strongylus vulgaris, 264 nucleotides. The record is from the annotation of a GenBank genome assembly. NCBI's taxonomy places the organism in Eukaryota, Metazoa, Nematoda, Chromadorea, Rhabditida, Strongylidae.